Molecule: messenger RNA, 2400 nt
Organism: Sturnus vulgaris (Common starling)
Lineage: Eukaryota; Metazoa; Chordata; Aves; Passeriformes; Sturnidae
Gene: ARL11
Product: ARF like GTPase 11
Molecular function (GO): GTPase activity; GTP binding
Source: RefSeq, a predicted model, not a curated record
UGCAAAAUGUUAGCUCUCUUUCGCACCAAUCACUUCGGGUCCCGAAUGAAAAGAAGUGAGAGGCAGCGGAGCUGGGGUGUAGCUGGGCGCUGGUUUGAACAUCGCUCCCUGGCUCCGCUGCAUAAAUAAUCAUAAAUAAUCUCUCUCACCUCAUUUGAGCUACAGCGAGAAGCAGAAGCCGGCUGCCCGAGUCUUUCCUCAGCAAACCUAAGGGGCUCAUUCGGAAAGGCAGGACUGAGCACUCUGUUAAUGACUGACAUCCUCGAGGAAAUACUCUUGCUUGCUAUUUGUUUUUUGGCUGCAUCCCCCGCUUCCCCCCAUCCAGCUGCGGCAGUAUCUUGAUGGGGAAGCUGAUCUCCAAAGGCUGGCGGAAAAGAGAUGCUCGGGUUAUCAUGCUGGGGCUCGACUUUGCUGGCAAAUCCACCCUUCUGUACAAACUGAAGAGCAGCCAGGCUGUGGAGACCUGCCCCACGGUGGGAUUCAACGUGGAGUCUCUGAAAACACCCUGUGGCAUAUCCUUCACCCUCUGGGAUGUUGGUGGACAAGACAACCUGCGGGCCAGCUGGCAAAACUACCUGGAGGACAUCAAUACCCUCAUCUUCGUGCUUGACAGUGCAGACAUGGCCAGGCUGGCCGAAGCAAUGACAGCACUGGAGGAGGCCCUGAGCCAUCCUGGCAUGGCUGGCGUCCCUGUGCUCCUCCUGGCCAACAAGCAGGAUGUGCCAGGAGCGCUGGCACCUGCCGAGCUGGGGGAGAUGCUGCAGCUUGGGGGGCUGGCAAGGCACCGAUGGAUGCUCCGGGGGUGCAGUGCCCACACUGGCCAGGGCCUGCAGGAAGUCCUGGCCAUCCUGGGAAUGCUGCUGCGGGGCUCAGAGCAGAGCUCCCUGUCCCAGGAGCAGCCCAUCAUGGGGCUGGCAGAGAGGAGGCAAGCUCCAGAGCAAACCUGAACCUCACAUGGACCUUUCCCACUCACGGCUGCCAGCAGGUUUGUCACUGAGGAUUCCAGCCUCCAGCCACCUCCUACAAGGAGCAGAGGUGUGGCUGGCACACACUGAGAAACACCCAACUCCUCACCACCAACACCCACCAGGAGGAUCUCUGAGCAAAACUCCCAUCAUGGAGCAGUUUUAGCCACAUCUCUUGAACUCUCAUCUCUGGCUGCAUCUUGCCCCACUGUCACCAUGUUCCACUCAUCCACUGCACUUGUGUGUCCAGAGGUUCAGCGAGGAUGCUUUUCAACAUUCAUGAAUUAUAACAGAGAUGUGUGCAAGGAACAGAAGUUUUCUUCAUUCUGCAUCUCCCAACCCAGAUACAUCCAGAUGGGACUAUCCGCACACGGGGGGAGCUUGGAUGUGCCCCAUGCUGCUGCUCUCUCAGCAUGAAUCACAUGGUUAUUGGCUGGGAAUGCAGGAAGGCAUUCUGAAAAGAAUGGCUGAACAGGAGCAGCAUAAUCUCAGGAGUUCAAAUGGCCAAGCAGCUAAUUGGUUUUAGUGUGGCAUCUACAGGUAUAAUCUUCAAGCCAUGGAAGCGAGCCGGGAUUUGAUGGUGUAAUGCAGUUCAAGGAUAUGUGUAUGCUAAUUUAUGGAUUUCUUGUAAUGGUUCUUUCUUUCUCCAUUCAUCAUUUUAAUCAAAUAAUUAUUUAAUGAAAAUGGUCCCUCAUUUUCCUUGGAUUAUGUUUAAAUAUAAAGAAAUCUGAGAUGACUUUAAGAUGCUUGGAAAUAUGUCUCCAUGGCCAGUCAACCUCUAAAUACCCUCAUCACGGCCUGAACAGCAAAGACAAAACCCUGUCUCUCAGACUUUUGAAACUGCAUGAGACCACUCCACAUGCAUUGGUUGGUAACCAUGGGCACCUAUGGGCACAGGCACAAUGGUCUCUCCACACUCAGCUGUGUCCAGGGCAAAUGAAAAUGCCCUUGGCAGCUCACAACAAGACCAGGUCCCAUGGCAGUGAUGGUCUUUGUCCAAUCCUGCUCAACCUACCUUUGGAAAGACUUACAAAAUGCAUGUCUGGGGGCUCCCUGUAUCCAAGAUUCUGUUACCCAGAGUUAAAAUUAAAAUAUUUCAUCGUAGUCCCUGCCUAAUUAUGAAAUGAAUGGGGGAAGGGGAGGGAUAGGAUACAUCAUUUUUAUUUUAAUUUUCCAUUUCUGUUUCUGUUCAGAAAUCAGCUGCUUUCAAGGAACGGCAUACUUAGCCUAGAAACACCAAGGAGAAAUAUACAGCAAAAUCCUCUUCUGUUCAUACCAGAGCAUUUUACAGUUGUUAAGGGAUUAAUUGUCCAGCUGUUGCUGCUGCUGUUAUUAGCUACACUUCAUAGAAGGCAGCAGCUGGAAUAGAGAGCUCAGUCACAAAAAAACAGAAUCAGACAUUUAUAGGAAAGCCUCAAUAAAAGAAUCGUUCCCA